Messenger RNA from Vicia villosa (hairy vetch), 2534 nucleotides. RefSeq lists its product as uncharacterized. Bases 154 to 2190 code for a protein of 678 amino acids. Gene Ontology annotation, molecular function: chromatin binding. The transcript has 6 exons. The record is from RefSeq and is a predicted model, not a curated record. NCBI's taxonomy places the organism in Eukaryota, Viridiplantae, Streptophyta, Magnoliopsida, Fabales, Fabaceae.
CCCUCUUUAAAUCACAAUUUAAAUUCUCUCUCUCUCAUCCCGAUUCGUGUUUUUUUUUUUCCUGUAUAUAUAUUUCUCAGAUUUCAGACUAGAAUAACGUCAGCGAUAAACGCACAGAGAGUAUUUCGUCGUUUUCUAACAGUUUUUUGAAUUAUGGCUUUGAAAGAGAGAUUUUGUGAAGAACGUUACGUAAGCUGGGAAGAGGUAGUGGUGUCGAUGGAUAAGGGUAGGAGGGAGGUUCGUUAUUUUCUGAAAAAGAAGGGCGGUGGUUCGGAUCUCGCUCUUAUAGGUAAAGAGACGAGUUCCAGGCAUAUGUCUUAUCACUAUGCUAUAAGAGACUCUUCUUUAGGGCCUUUUUUUAAACUCAAAUCGCGUAGACACGUUCUUGAUUGGUUGGAUUCUAUCGUUUCAGAUUCUUCUUCCAGGGAAGCGACUAUGGUUGUUGGAAAAUCUGGCUAUGAACCUGACAUUGGAACAGUGAAGGAUAAUAAGAUGCAGAAGAUGCGCAAUUGUACACAUCCAUUUUCAUGGGUAGGGUUGCCGUGGACAUGUAGGAAAAGAAGAAAUCACUAUCAGUCAUUUGAACGGAAUGGUUUUCAGAUAUCUGUGAAUGAUUUUGUGUUUGUUUUAGCAGAAGAGAACAAACGUCUGGUUGCCUACUUGGAAGACCUGUACGAGGAUUCCAGAGGCAACAGGAUGGUUGUGGUUCGCUGGUUUCACAGAAUUGAUGAGGUUGGUAUUGUUUUACCUCACAGUUUUAGUGACAGAGAAGUUUUGUUUUCUCUUUUUCUUCAAGAUCUGAGUAUUGAAUGCAUAGAUGGUUUGACUUCCGUCCUCAGUCCCCAGCACUAUGCAAUGUAUCGGAAUGAAGUUCAUCACGCCUGUCCAGAACCAUUUGUGUGCAGCAACAAGUUUGAUAAUGAUGAUGUCAAACCCUUUGAUAUAACUCAAAUUAAGGGUUACUGGAGACAGGAAAUACUGAGGCAAAUGUGUGCCAACUCUGACUUAAAGUCUAAUGGGAGCUCAGGGCAAUCAAAAGAUGGCCCAAAACUUGAAGAAAAUCUCCCGUCCAUUUCUGGGAUCAGACCUAUGAAGAGACAGCGUUGUACAAAAGUUGACGGAACAGAUGCUGUUGAGUUAGUUGCCCUUAAAUCGGAAAAUUUAAGUAACGGUAAGAUUGAUGCCAAAACCAGCAAUGGAAACAAUUCAUUAAAACUGGCUGGGUCCACCAAGAUGGCCACCAUCAAAGAGGCAAAUGAACCUGCUUCGCAUUAUUUAGCUGUAGGUUCCAAUAUUGAGGUCCUCUCUCAAGACAGUGGAAUUAGAGGAUGUUGGUUUAGAGCUUCAGUUAUCAAAAAGAGCAAAGAUAAAGUGAAGGUGCAAUAUUACGACCUUCAGGAUGCAGAGGAUGAAGCUAAGAAGCUUGAGGAAUGGAUUUUAGCUUCUAGAAUUGUGGUACCUGAUGAUCUGGGUCUCCGAUUACCCGAGAGGACCAAGAUCCGACCACAGUCAAACAAACGUGGAAUGUCCUUUGUUGCUGAUGUUGGUUACAUUGUUGAUGCCUGGUGGCAUGAUGGAUGGUGGGAAGGCAUUGUUGUUCAAAAAGAGUCUGAUGCCAAAUAUCGUGUCAAAUAUCACGUUUAUUUCCCAGGUGAAAAGACGGUCUCAAUUUUUGGUCCUAGUAAUUUACGGCAUUCUCGAGAUUGGACAGGGAAUGAGUGGGUUAAAUUAAGGCAAAGGCCAGAUGUUGUUACUUCUAAAUUAUCAUUUUCAAGCUUGAAAGAAAAACAAAAUUUAUCCAAUGGAAGUUCAAACGCUGCACCUAUGGGGGAUGGAAUACAAUCUAAGCAGACUGAUAUUUACUCAGGUUCUUCUGAAAGGGAUAAACUUAUUAGAAAGCCCGAGGUUGUUCCAGAUCUUUUGAAGGAUGUUUUGUUAUCCCAGUUAAGGUGGAAGUCAUCCCGGAAAAGGAAUCAAGGUGGUAGUACCUCUCACCAGAAGCAAAAGUGCAGUGAUAGACCCAGGAAAUUGUCCCCAGCGUUUAUGGAGUCUGAAGAUUCAGAUAGUUUUGUGAUUCCAGCUUCAUUGAAAGGUGACCAUGACCAUGAUGACUACAAAUACCAGGGAGAUCCUUCCAUUUUCAGUUCCUCGGUCGUCCCAUCUUUAACCAACAUGGUUAUGUGUAGAUGAUUCCGUGUUGUUGUUCUCUUUAGAAUGGUGUCUGCUUUUAGGGUUACCUGCCUCAUCUUCCCAGUAUUUGUUUAUUUAUUUAACCCUAAAACCUUUGUUCAUCCAUUCCUAACUUAGGAAUUAGGCUUUUGUUGGCCCUUUAUUUUUGGGUAUUUUGUGGCAUUGGAGCCUCAUUUAAUUUGGGUUCUUGUAUCCGUUUGAAGCAAGGAUGAUGCCUGCACAAGUUUUUGGGCAGAAGGUGUAAACAUAGUGGAAUAACCGACGAUGGCUUUGACUUUAGGAAUAGCUGUUACCUCUGUUUGUAGUGCCAAUAAUACAAAGUUUACCUUUCUUGUUCUUUUUUA